AUGAAGGUCCUCCUGCUGCUCAUCAUGUCCCUCUCCGCCCUCGUUUACACAUAUCCCUACAGUAAGACUCGCUCUUGUCGGAUUUGUUCUAUAUUUGAGGUCUGAGUGCCCCGGGAAACGAUUUUUGUCAAUAUUGGGUCCCAACGGAUAUUGGGUCCCAAUAUUGUGGAUAUGGGUCUAGCUAAUGUACAGUCCCUAGGGUAGUACCAGGGGUGUGCGGAAAAUAUUUCGAUUUUCCGAAAUUUUCCGAUUUUCCGAAAAUGUUCGGCAAAAUUUUCGGAAAAUUAGUGUGGAUUCAAGGUCAAUUUGUCCGAAACCACCGUAUGCUUUUUAAAGGCGCAUCACAAAAUUUCGGAAAAAAAAACUGACAAUCGGAAAACACUGGACCCGGAGAGCUUCUCUCGGCUAAUUUUUUUGCAAAAAAAUAUUCCAUUGCUUGGCUUCCGCCCACUCAAGUGAUUUCAAAUCAUAAUAAGCAUUUUUUUGUAUUAGAACGUUGUUUAAACACUUUAUUGAACCAAUGAACAAGUGAGUUUUCCGAUUUUUCCGAUUUUUCCGAAAUUUUCCGAAAAAAAAAAUUCGGAAAAACCGAUUUUCCGAAAUUUUCCGAAAAAAAAAAUUCGGAAUAACCGAUUUUCCGAAAUUUUCCGAAAAAAAUUUUCCGCACACCCCUGGGUAGUACCAGAGUUGAGCGGAAGAACUCAACGGAAAAACACGGAAGAAUUUUUAUCUUUUUUAGAAAAUUUUUUCAUGAAAUGUGAUCAACUGAGGAAAUGUAUAGAAAAGUGAACUCUGCUCAAAAAAAAAUAUUUGUAAAUUUAGCUUUUCAUACAAAGAAGUUAUUCGAGUUGUUGUCCUUCCGUCUUCGGUUAGCCCUUUUUCACGGAACAACUCGAAUAACUUUUUUGUAUGAAAAGUUAAAUUUACAAUUAUUUUUUUAUGAGCAGAAUUCACUUUGCUAUACAUUUCGUCAGUUGAUCACAUUCCAUGAAAAAAUUUUCUAAAAAAGAUAAAAAUUCUUCCGUGCUCUUCCGUUGAGUUCUUCCGCUCAACUCUGGGUAGUACCCACACAGAGUGGGUUAUGCCAAAAAAAAAGCAAUUUAUCUUCAAAUUCCAGAAAGAUCGUCCGGAUUCGAGCGCCUACGCGAUCGAAUUCAUCGUAAAAGACAUCGACAUCAAAAGGUGAAUUCCUCAUUUGCACCCACUAAACCAUUCAAUUUCUGCGGUUUAUUUGCAUAAAGAGAAGCGAGGAAUCCGAUUAGAAUUCUCCUUUUUUCUUCCUCUUCUUCUUAUCCAAACACAUUCAUUUCUCUCACUCGGCAGGAGGUCUCUGUGAAUAAGAUUUAUCGAUGACAGAAAGAGCGGUGGAGACGGACAAUAGCGGAUGGUCGUCGGAGGAGGAGGAGGGGAUCGAAAAUGCAUUCUAGCAACAUUUUCAAUGUUUCAGUCGUCGGUGCUCAACGAGACGGACGAGUUGUUUGAGAUGUCGCUGCUUUCGGCGAUUGACAAUGCGAAGGAGAAUGAGAAUGAUGACGUGGCAUCUCGGAUUCGAUCCGAAAAAUCGAUACCGACGACGGCGGCGACAGUAUCCCAUCACCGACAUCAUCAUCAUCAUCACAAAAAGGUAUUAUAAAUGAUUUAAAAUCUCAUUUUAAAAUCGAGACGUUCAGAACCGUCGCGAGAAAAACGAGGAUCUUUGUCAAAGCCAACGAAAGACGGUAGAGCUGAAUACGCAAAGGUGAGCGAGAGUGGUCGGUACUGUAGUUUCCGAAAUCCCUUUUGCAGUCACGAGUUCGAUCCUCCGUUCGUUGUGGAAGUACGGUGUCUGAACACGCCCACCACCGCGCUCGGAGGCAUUUUUUCCUCCGGCGGUCAAGAGCAGACGUGCUUUAAAGGAAUGCUCCGAUGCGUUCAACAGUACGCCGAUGUGAGUUGUAAUCCCUGUUCAUCUUGGCACUUUUCUUAGUGACGCUCUGAGUCAGAAGCCCUUUUUUCACGGAACAACUCGAAUAACGUUUUUGUAUGAAAAGUUAAAUUUACAAUUAUUUUUCUACGAGCAGAGUUCACUUUGCUCUACAUUUCGUCAGUUGAUCACAUUCCAUGAAAAAAUUUUCUAAAAAAGAUAAAAAUUCUUCUGUGUUCUUCCGUUGAGUUCUUCGUUUUGGCGCAAUUUCCGCAGAACUCGUUCUUUCGCUUUCGACGCCGAAAAACCGCGCAUCUCACUUUGUGUGUCGUCUGUUUUCUGACAAAUCACGUAAGAAUAAGCAUUUUUGAGCGGCGCUCGAGCAACUGAAAUUCACGCAGUUUUAGCCAAAACCCUAUAAACGGAUAAAUCUUAAUGGCUACUCGACCAAAUUUGGUCGGACUUUGAAAUAGAACUUGUCUCGGAAUGAAUCUGUUUCGGAAUACGCCAAAAACUCAAAACUCGACGAGAAUUGUUCCAUUUCGGAACAGUUCUUAUGGGGUUAUUCAGGCUGUGAAAAAAAUGAUUGUUUUCCGUUUUUUUUACGUCAAAAAAUCCAAUUCAGCGAUGUAAAAAAACGAAAAAAAAACGGAAAACAAACAUACGCUGAAUAGCCCCAUUACUUAUUUGAAUACCUGGAUGUGAAUUUUAAAAUCAAUACAUUUGUGUUGAUUUGUGCUCUAGCUCUAGCCGGCCAUCGUUUUUUUUUCCGUUUUUCGAAGCAGUUCAACAACGAAAUUUGUAUUUCGAAACAAUUUCAUUUCAAGACAAGUUCCCGCUCUUGCGCCUAAACAAUUCCUUUCAGCCUUUUCAAUUGUUCUAUCGCUAACACGAAAAGUGCUUUUAAAUUUUGAAUUUUGCGCCAAAAUCUGGUUUUUUUGGCGGGGCGCCCAUUGUAAGCUGUGGAGAAAAUGAAUCGAAUAAUCUUACAGGUGCACGUGACUCGCCGCGGCGUCGGUUCGAUGCACUGGCACCCGUACACGGUGCCCGACGUGCCCGUUUCGUGCCAAUGCAUGUGGCCCGUGGAUCGAUACGGUCAUCAAGAGUUCUAG
Caenorhabditis sp. 36 PRJEB53466 is the source of this 3015-nucleotide messenger RNA. Lineage: Eukaryota; Metazoa; Nematoda; Chromadorea; Rhabditida; Rhabditidae. The record is from the annotation of a GenBank genome assembly.